Molecule: messenger RNA, 1095 nt
Organism: Lachancea mirantina
Lineage: Eukaryota; Fungi; Ascomycota; Saccharomycetes; Saccharomycetales; Saccharomycetaceae
Source: the annotation of a GenBank genome assembly
AUGUCCGAAAUCAAUCUUGGUGUUACGUGCGACAUGCAUGUUCAUCUUAGGGAGGGAGAAAUGUGCGAUUUGGUCACUCCAACUAUAAGAGAAGGUGGUAUAUCCGUUGCAUACAUCAUGCCUAAUCUCCAACCACCGAUCACUACUUUGGACAGAGUUAUUGCUUACAAGCAAAGGCUUCAGGAACUGGCUCCUCAGACGACGUUUUUGAUGAGUUUUUAUCUGUCGAAGGAACUUUCUGCCGAUCUUAUACAUCAAGCAGCUUCCGUUGGAGCCGUACAGGGUGUUAAAUGCUAUCCAGCCGGUGUUACGACUAACUCUGCUGCUGGUGUGGAUCCUAAUGAUUUCAGUUCUUUCUAUCCAGUUUUCCAAGCUAUGGAAGAGGAAGGGUUAGUUCUAAACUUACACGGCGAAAAGCCAUCGGUUGCAGGAGAAAGCAAAGAUAUCCAUGUGCUUAACGCCGAGGAAUCAUUUUUGCCGGCUUUGAGAAAGCUACAUAGCGACUUUCCACAAUUGAAAAUCAUUUUGGAGCACUGUACGUCGGAAGCGGCUAUAAAUCUCAUUAAUGAACUUAACAAGGAUAUUGCAAACGUUCAAGACAUUAAGGUGGCUGCCACUAUCACCGCUCAUCAUCUCUUCCUUACCGUUGACGACUGGGCUGGAAAUCCAGUCAAUUUUUGCAAACCGGUGGCCAAGCUACCUAGCGACAGAAGAGCCUUGGUGUCAGCCGCGACGUCAGGGAAACCUUACUUUUUUUUCGGGUCUGACUCCGCACCUCAUCCAAUCUCGAACAAGGCUAGGCACAUCAACGUCUGCGCAGGCGUUUACACUCAGUCGCUGGCGCUUCCAUACGUUGCUCAGAUCUUUGAGACUCAAAACGCCCUCGACAAGCUAAAGACCUUUGUUUCGGACUCCGGAUUGCAAUUCUAUGGUGUUAAAACACAGGACUUGAAAUCUACGGAAGAAGCUGUGAUUUUCAAGAAAGAUCAGAUAGUUCCAGAUUGUCUUUCCGAUGGCAAGGGGACCAACGUGGUACCAUUUUUGACUGGAGAAAAGUUGAACUGGUCUGUGAAGUGGUGUCCUCAAUCUAGUUGA